UUCUGCUAACUGCUGUGUCCCGUCGGUUUCCCGCGCGCCGUUCGUUUCGCUGCCUUUGGGGUUCCUCCCCGCCCGGCAGCGCGGCGGUUGUUGACGCGUUGCUUAGCGACGGGCGCGCGGCCCGGCCGGUGGCACAGGGUCCGCGUGCCGAUUCUCGCCCGCUGAGGGGAGAUGGGAGUGGAGGAAGCGGGCUGCGGCCCCGCCAAGCCCUCGGGGAACAGGCGGCCCCAGAAGCAGGAGCCGCUGGGACACGUGAAGAAAAGCAAGCAGCAGGUCUCUGACGGCUUCACUGUCAAAGCCAUGAUGAAAAACACUGUGGUACGGGGGCCCCCACUUGCAGGAGCAUUUAAAGAGAGACCAACAAAGCCCACAGCAUUUCGCAAGUUUUAUGAACGAGGAGACUUCCCCAUUGCUGUUGAGCAUGAUACGAAAGGGAACAGAAUAGCAUGGAAGGUAGAAAUUGAGAAGCUGGACUAUCAUUAUUAUCUGCCUUUGUUUUUUGAUGGACUUUGUGAAAUGACAUUUCCAUAUGAGUUUUUUGCUCGUCAAGGAAUCCAUGACAUGCUGGAACAUGGUGAAAACAAGAUUCUUCCUGUCAUUCCUCAGCUCAUUAUCCCAAUAAAAAAUGCACUGAGCCUUCGAAACCGACAGGUCAUCUGCAUCACACUGAAAGUCCUCCAGCACCUGGUGGUAUCAGCAGACAUGGUGGGAGAAGCCUUAGUGCCCUAUUAUCGGCAAAUCCUCCCAGUCCUAAACAUCUUUAAGAACAUGAAUGUUAAUUCAGGUGAUGGGAUAGACUACAGCCAGCAGAAGCGUGAAAAUAUUGGAGAUCUGAUUCAAGAGACACUGGAAGCCUUUGAGCGCUACGGUGGAGAAACUGCUUAUAUAAACAUUAAGUACAUGAUCCCUACUUACCAGUCGUGCAUAUUAAACUGAGUGGUAUCAAAUGGGAUGAUUCCAUUUGUGUUUAAAAAUAACCAAAAACCUGUGUCUGACUCUGUGUGGCAUCUUGUUAGUCAUGCUUUUUUUCUGUACAGCUGCUAAAAUAGUGGCUUCUGGGGCAUUAGAGUGUUAGUACUAUUGUGAACAAGUCUUUCCAACACAUAAAUAGUGCCUGUUCCUUUGAUUACAAUGGUGUACUGUGCUUGUUUGUUCCGUGAAAGAAUUGCUUCUUUAUGGCAGAACUGACUCGAGCAGGAAUCAGAGUUAAACCUUCAGUUGUGUAGACAAUAAAACUAUAAUUUUCAUAUGCAAUUCAGCAAUCGCUGUUCUGUGUCCGCUUGCCCUGAGGGUGAUGUCAGAUGCUGUAACAAGAAGAGUUUAUGCUGACUGCUUAAUAGGUGUUUGUCAUGGAAGAGAAACACCAGUUCAGCAGUGUCUCUGUAGCAGCUGUGCCAAAUAAUGUGCACCAACAUACAAUAAAACUGUUGAACGUAUAUGUCCAUUAUAGUGGGAAAAGCUAUAUGGCCCAUUAUAAAGCACCGACAGAAAAUUAAUGAAUGUCCCUUACACACUCAUGGUCUAAGCUUCCAGGUGUUUAGAGCUUGGGUUCCUUCAGUAAACAUCAGGCAUGGCCACAAUUUUGAAUGAAAAAGACAAAAAACCAGAACUUAAAUAAAUCAGACAGAAUAUACAGUGUACAGAAUAUUCCAGAUCCUACUGGCAUUGUUCAGCUUGGUAAAUACAGAAUACAAACCUGUCUUAUAGGAUGCUGGAUAUUUAUUUUAACUGCAAGGUUGCCAUCGCUUUUCUAUUAUUAUUGUAGUAUACACAUGUAUAAGCAAUAUAACUAUUGUCACAGUAAUCCUCUACAUUUCCUUCUUGCUUACUUUCUUCCUGUAUAGCCACAACACAGAAUUGACCAUAGCUUUAUG
Messenger RNA from Lagopus muta (rock ptarmigan), 1874 nucleotides. It is a transcript of the gene PACRG, whose product is annotated as parkin coregulated. Gene Ontology annotation, cellular component: vesicle; cytosol; neuron projection. The coding region runs from base 172 to 936 and encodes 254 amino acids. The record is from RefSeq and is a predicted model, not a curated record. Lineage: Eukaryota; Metazoa; Chordata; Aves; Galliformes; Phasianidae. The transcript is spliced from 6 exons. Gene Ontology annotation, molecular function: Hsp90 protein binding; Hsp70 protein binding.